Messenger RNA from Lingula anatina, 2478 nucleotides. Its product is annotated as cubilin. NCBI's taxonomy places the organism in Eukaryota, Metazoa, Brachiopoda, Lingulata, Lingulida, Lingulidae. The record is from RefSeq and is a predicted model, not a curated record. Gene Ontology annotation, molecular function: calcium ion binding.
AUGAAUAAAUUUGACUAUUUCCAGCUACGAGACGGACUGUUAGAGACAGAUCCCCUGUUGGGAAGGUACUGUAGCACCUCUGAACCCGCCCCUAUCAGGACGACAGGCCCCGUGGCCCAGGUCAGGUUUCACUCUGACGAGAGCCUCAGUGACAGGGGCUUCCACAUCACCUACUCUGAAGUGGACGGUCCAGUCACCUGUGGUGGAGACUACACCUCCGGCAAUGGCGUCAUCAUCUCUCCCAACUACCCCAACCCUUACAACCACAAUGACCAGUGUAUAUGGACGGUCACUGUGCCAGUCACAGAGGUCAUCACACUGACCUUUACCAACAUGGACCUGGAGGCCCACUCCAACUGUCAGUUUGACUAUGUGGAGGUGAGGGACGGAGGCAAUGAAUACGCAGACCUUGUAGGUCGUUACUGUGGCACCCAGCUCCCAGCCACAUUCGUUUCCAGUAUCAACAGACUCUGGGUGAAGUUCAAGUCUGACGUGUCCAACAGAGGGUCAGGGUUCAGAGCCACCUGGAAUGUGGCAUGUGGCGGCAGGUUCACCACCCCCACAGGCAGCCUCCAUUCCCCGUACUUCCCUGGUAACUAUCCCAAUGAGAAGGAGUGUAUCUACAUCAUAGCACAGCCCAGAGGGACCAGAAUUACUCUCACAUUCCAGAACUUUGAUAUUGAGGCAGGGAACAAUGAUAACUGUAAUUAUGAUUACUUGGAGGUACGAGAUGGUAGUGGCCCAGAAGCCAACCUUAUUGGACGCUACUGUGGCAAUGCUGUGCCAGCACCAGUGACAUCUAGUGCCAAUAAUAUGUGGUUAAAAUUCAAGUCCGAUGGCUCUGUACAAAACCAUGGCUUCCUGGCCACAUAUGAAACCACUGACACAGGGACAGAUUGUGGCGGUAGUCUGACCGGUCAGGCGGGGUCAUUCCACAGCCCUGGUCACCCCAAUGUCUACCCCCACGGGGUCAACUGCACCUGGACAAUCACCGUCGACCCCGGAUAUAUUGUCCGGCUGACCUUCCUGACUUUUAGCAUGGAGGCUGAUGCUAACUGCCGCUAUGACUAUGUUGAACUUUUUGACAGUGGAAAUGAGACGUCCCCCAUUGGAAAUUCAUUAGGAAGGUACUGUGGCUCCACCAUGCCUCCCGCCAGGCAGUCCAGAGAGAACAGCCUCACUGUUGUCUUGGUAACUGACUCUAGUGUGUCACACGAAGGUUUUGCUGCCAGUUAUGUGGCACUCAAUGGCAGUGUGUCAUGUCACUAUGAGUUAACAGACCUGGUGGGUGUGAUCACUAGUCCAGGGUGGCCAGGUGGUUACCCCCAUCAGAAGACUUGUGAAUGGACCAUCAGUGUACCCCAGGACCACCAGAUACAGCUCAAUAUUACUGACUUCCAGCUGGAGCAACAUGCCAACUGUGACUAUGACUACCUAGAAAUCAGAAAUGGCGGCUACGUGACAUCACCUCUCAUCGGCACAUACUGUGGUACUACCAUAGAUAACCCUAUACGUUCCCAUAGCAACAGAAUGUACCUCAAGUUCAAAUCUGAUGUCUCUCAGACUGCUCCUGGGUUCAGGAUUUUCUAUGAUGGUUCUAGCACAGGCUGUGGUGGUAUACUAACGACACCUAGUGGCAGUCUGACAUCCCCUAACUACCCUGCAGCUUACGGACACAACGCAGAGUGCUACUGGAUCAUACAGGUGGCAGAGGGCAGCACCAUACAGCUCAUGUUCUUGGACUUUGAUAUUGAGGCUCACACCAGCUGUGCUUAUGACUAUGUGGAGAUAAGAGAGUCAGAUGCCAGUGGCGCCAGACUUGCCAGAUACUGUGGCGGGCAGACUCCGCAGGGGGUCAGUUCUAGGACCAAUCAGAUGUGGAUUAAGAUGAGGACAGACUACUCCAACAGUGGCAGAGGUUUCUUAGCUGGCUACAAUGCCUUAUGUAACACAAGACUCACAGCCAGGCGGGGUGCUAUAGAAAGUCCAAACUUCCCCCAGCCGUACCCCCAUGCUAGGGAGUGCACGUGGGUGAUAGAGGCCACCCUGGGGAAUACUGUGAAUAUCUCUUUCUCUCACCUGGAUAUAGAGGCACAUGGCACCUGUAACUAUGAUUAUGUAGAGAUCAGAGAUGGUCAAGACGAGAAUGCGAACUCCUUGGGUAAAUUCUGUGGCCAGAAUGUGCUGCCCCCUGCCAUGGCAUCUAGUGGGCAGUACUUGUGGGUCAAGUUUAAGUCGGACGCCAGUGUGGCCAGCAACGGGUUCAGACUGGAGUGGGUGAUGAAUGGCUGUGGAGAUGACCUGAGUGGUGACACGGGUAGUUUCAGCAGUCCUGGCUAUCCCAACCCCUACCCCCACCGCCAGGUCUGUAUAUGGACCAUCACCGUGCCAACAGGGAAGUCUGUGGAACUGACCAUCAGUGACUUUGACCUGGAAUCUCAUUCCAGCUGUAAUUAUGAUGUACUGGAGGUAAUUUAG